Molecule: messenger RNA, 3535 nt
Organism: Fundulus heteroclitus (mummichog)
Lineage: Eukaryota; Metazoa; Chordata; Actinopteri; Cyprinodontiformes; Fundulidae
Gene: tardbpa
Product: TAR DNA binding protein, like
Exons: 5
Coding region: 476-1684 (402 amino acids)
Biological process (GO): regulation of gene expression
Cellular component (GO): nucleoplasm
Molecular function (GO): RNA binding
Source: RefSeq, a predicted model, not a curated record
CGUCGGCGGCCAUUUUGUUAGCUCUGUGUAGCCGUGCAGAGUUCGUUCAUCAAAUAUCACAGAAAGCAACAACUUGUGGACUGUUUUGCUGACAUUGCGUUGUCGAGGUCACACGUGUAAGCUGGAACGAGACGUGUUGGUCCGCUGACAUUAAACAUAGUCAUUCAUUUUCCGGGCCGCUUUUGAGUUUGCUAGCUCUUCGGCUAGCUGGCUAACUUGUUUACGUGUUUCGUUGUGAAGCAAACGUUUUGUUUCCAUGACCGCCAGCUUCUGAAUGUUACAGCCAUCGGAUGAGCACUCUCUGUCCGCUUUUGCCUCCUCUUGUUUUGCGCUUUUUGGUCAGAAAGAAGUAAAGUAGAGCCAAGGUUUGAGACCUUCAAAACCCGCGUUGCCCCCCUCGGUGGUUUGACCAACAACUUGAGCUCCGUCAUCAGCUGACUGCUCUCGGACCAGCGGUCGGCCGUCCCGGAGCGACAUGUCAGAGCUGUACAUUCGGGUGGCUGAGGAUGAGAACGAGGAGCCCAUGGAGAUCCCCUCGGAGGACGACGGGACGGUCCUGCUGUCCUCGGUGGCAGCGCAGUUCCCGGGGGCGUGUGGUCUGCGGUACAGGAACCCGGAGUCCCAGUGCAUGAGGGGGGUCCGGCUGGUGGAGGGGGUCCUCCACGCACCAGAGAGCAGCUGGGGAAACCUGGUCUAUGUCGUCAACUACCCCAAAGAAUCCAUUUAUUCUUCAGAUAACAAGAGGAAGAUGGAGGAAAUAGACGCAGCGUCGGCCGUUAAAGUGAAGAGAGGUUUUCAGAAAACGUCCGAUCUCAUAGUCCUCGGGCUGCCGUGGAAAACAACAGAACAAGACCUGAAGGAUUAUUUUAGUACCUUCGGGGAGGUCAUCAUGGUGCAGGUGAAGAGAGAUGCAAAAACUGGCAACUCAAAAGGUUUUGGGUUUGUCCGCUUUGCUGACUACGAGACACAAACUAAAGUCAUUGCUCAGAGACACAUGAUCGACGGGCGAUGGUGUGACUGCAAACUUCCAAACUCAAAGGCAUCUCCGGACGAACCGAUGCGCAGCCGUAAAAUCUUUGUCGGCCGCUGCACCGAGGACAUGACGACAGAUGACCUGAGGCAGUACUUCAUGCAGUACGGUGAAGUCACAGACGUCUUCAUUCCCAAACCUUUCCGGGCGUUUGCGUUCGUCACGUUUGCUGAUGAUCAGGUCGCCCAGGCACUGUGUGGAGAGGACCUGAUCAUCAAGGGCGUCAGCGUGCACAUCUCCAACGCUGAGCCCAAACACAAUAACAGUAGGCAAAUGAUGGAUCGGGGGCGGUUUGGGGCCGGCGGGUUCAGUCAGGGCUAUGGCAGUAGUCGCGGUGGGCUAGGCAGCGGAAGCGGAGGGGUCAACUUUGGGGCUCUGGGCCUGAACCCAGCAAUGGUGGCGGCAGCUCAGGCGGCGCUGCAGAGUAGCUGGGGGAUGAUGGGCAUGCUGGCUAACCAGCAGGGGCUGACCACAGCGGCAGGCACGGUCUCUACCACCAGAGAUCAGACGUACAGCUCUGCCAGCACCAGUUACAGCAGCCCCAGCUCCGCCAGCCUGGGCUGGGCUGCAGGCACUAACACCGCCUCCAGCAGCGGCUUCAGCUCCGGCUUUGGCACGUCAAUGGAGUCUAAGUCGUCUAGUUGGGGGAUGUAGAUAGCGGAGAGUUGACGUUUUUUUUUCUCUUUCUGUUAGGCCAAUCUGGUAAGUAUACCUACAGGAAGGAAUGGCUUAUAUCUUAUUUAAAAAAAAAAAACAAGCAAGAGAAACACUGCCUUUUUAUUUUAUUAAAGCAAACAUUUCUACUUGUGUGAGACUGGCUGUGUAGUCAUGCAUCGAGUGGGUGAAAAGUUUAGUCUGUGGGAAUCCUCCCAGCUCCGUAGCUUUUGUCUGUGAGAACAUGUCACGUGCAUGCACCAUAACUAUUUAUAGCCGUGCACGAGUAUGUUGAGGCCUCCCCACAGUCCGCUGUCAGCUGGCUAAAUAUAUAUUUAUGCAUUAUAUUGUAUUUUUUUGUUUUAUUUUUUUUUUUUUUUCCUUUUGGAAACGCCUUCAUGAACGUUUCUUCCGCAGUUCACCAACUCUUUCACAAUUUCCCGGGAGGAGUCGCAUCAUUGGCUGCAAUGUUCGGCAGGUCUCAGUAUCCCUUCCCCUCCUCCCACGUGUAAAUGCUUUAUCGUCCGAGAACACAGCUUCACUCUGCGUAUACGGUGUUAGACGGUGGGUGCUGCCUUUCUUUCCCUCUCCUCCUCCCCUCCCCCCUUUUUUUUUUUGUUUUAAUUUCUUUUUUCGGGAUAUAGAAAUCUUGUCUGCCCCUGUCGCUUUUUUUGAUCUCGAUGAGUGGAUUUGGUGUUGGACCGAAUGAGAGUGAGCAAGAGGAAGGAGAGGAAGUACUGUUUGUGCUUUAUUUUUUAUUUUUUUAUUUUUUUUGAAAGACAAAUGCCUGCGAGAGAUGAGAAGAACCUGUGGCUUUGUGCGAGUGUGAGAGGAAGAAGCAAAAGUACGUGUGUGUUCUCAGUGACCAUCACAAGGACAUUUCUUGCAUCUCAAGAUCCCUGAGUUUUCUGCUUUCUCAUAUCGUUUUCUAUCCAACCCUGAUUCUUAACACAAAAAAAAAACACUGAACUGUCAAGUGCUACGAAUAUCUGUAUCUUUUAGUAGAUCUUUUUCUUGCUGUCCAAUUUGAUGUGAAUGCUUGUCUUAUUUUCUCCUUGUUACCACCCUCUUCGUGUGAAAAUGUGACUUUGUUUGUGAAGUCUGUGUGAAGGGGGGGGAACGCAGAAAGAGUGCUGACGUUUGGAAGCUGUUCCUGGUGAAUGUUUGAAUCGUUCCCAUUGAAAGUUUGUGUUUGAAGUGGUUUCGAAUGCAUUUUCUAUGUUUUGUGAAUCGAAGGGAAGUGUGAAAUAAAAUUUAAUUUGACUAGGGAAAAUACCCUCUUGACAAAGACUUGUUUUUGACUUUAAUCGAACUGCCAACACUUUAAUUCACAUGUUUAGGAUCGGCGGAUAUGGAAAAGCCAGAUUUUCUUCUGAGACCUGGUGUGGAGUCGGCCCACGCUGAAGAUGAAGACGGAAUCGCCUUAAAUCGGGGAAGGAUCCACGGCGCCUCGUUAGCAAGAAACAAUUCGACCACCCACUAAGAGCAAUGAUAUUAAAAUUAUAUUCAGAUGGCCUGUUUUUUGUUUUUUGUUUUUGUUUUGUUACGUAUUGGGACCAAAGUCAACCUGCUAGUUUGAAAUUUCACUUUUGUCCUUCAGAAACUGUUAAAUUCUACCUCGCUAGACCAUGUUCAUAAAUAUCUUUCACUUCACAAGUUAUUAGUAAAUGUGAGUAUAAAACAUUAAUGUAGUCAGAAGUUGUAUUAGAAUAGCAGGAUGUGUUGAUAGUUGUUUACUUUCACUAAGUGUAUUGGGAGUUUACAGUUUAACGAUUUGAGCUCAACAAAUGCAGUUUGUGUAUUGAGAUACUAGUGUGGCAUUGUAAAAUAAAAAUGUAGUUUUUUUUUUAA